Molecule: messenger RNA, 4030 nt
Organism: Oncorhynchus masou masou (cherry salmon)
Lineage: Eukaryota; Metazoa; Chordata; Actinopteri; Salmoniformes; Salmonidae
Exons: 8
Coding region: 221-2296 (691 amino acids)
Biological process (GO): regulation of transcription by RNA polymerase II
Cellular component (GO): chromatin; transcription regulator complex; PcG protein complex
Molecular function (GO): RNA polymerase II cis-regulatory region sequence-specific DNA binding; DNA-binding transcription factor activity, RNA polymerase II-specific
Source: RefSeq, a predicted model, not a curated record
CCUCAGUGUAAACGGAAGUAAACAGUGACCAAGAUAAUUUCCACGUUACAGUUAUUUAUACUUUUUGUUGACACGAUGGAACUCUAAAUAUGACUCGUUUAACUGCACAGCAUCACAUACUUAACCCGUGCAGUCUUUAUUUCGCGUUAGAGACAGGACUUGGUUACAGGACUUGAUAGGCGUUAUCUAGGUAACGAUAGCUGCUAAGGGUUAGCUAAUAAUGGCUAACUGUAUGGUUUUUCAUACUCAGAUAGCCUCCAUCAUGGAGGUGCUAGCGAAUGCAGCCGUGUCAGAGAUCUGUAAACUCGUAGACGACGACUAUGCAGUGUUUCGUUUGGAAAUAACUCAAAGCCAGAAAGAAAACAGGGCAUUACGGAGGAAACUACUGGAAAUGAAGGUGGCACGGGAGCGCGCAGAGAGGACAAUGCGAGAGCGCGUCCUCGCCAGUUCCAGAAGUGUCAAGAUCCUCGACCGAUACAGAGGAAUGGCAAGAGGUGAAGGACAUCCCACUGGAGGCCAUAGCAGCUUUAUGAAGCCAGUGGAACACAAUAUAUGGAGAGAUGACCAACCAAUCACUGUUGAUGAGGGGAGUGGAACCUCAACCCAGCACAUUAUCAUGAUAGAGGCUGCAGAUGCAGAGGCUGUAGGUUCUGGGGUCAAGCAGGAGAGGUCUGUAGGAGAGGAGGACCCACGCCACUGCAGAGACAUCCAAACGGGAGCGCCCCCUGAAGCCACGGAGGACCUCGCUGCCGCUGUGCCCCAUCCCAGAACCAGACGAAGCAUCACGGAGGAUGAGGGUCCAGAGGUGCUGCUGGUGAAGGAGGAGGGGUGUGAAGAGGGUCUGGAGAACCCUGAGGGGACCAUGGUCAUGGAGGACAACCAGACUACACCUCCUCCUGAACCCACAGAGGAACCAGCUGAGCAGCACAAGACCACACACAGUCUCACUGAGUCAGUAGACAUGAAGGAUGGGAAGCCUGAUCUGCUGCUGGUCAAAGAGGAGACAAUAGAAGAUGGACCAGAGAGCAUUAAUCUGCUAAGUGGACUACAGAUGGGGGAGCAAGGUGGUUUGCUGGAGGCUAACGGAGACUGGGUGGCCAUCUUGGAUUCUGAGACUGGUGCAGCCAAGGGCCCAGGGGACGACAUCACCGAGCAGGCCAGGACUAGAAGCGACAUAGUGGAGUCAGUAGACAUGGAGGAUGGGAAGCCUGAUCUGCUGCUGGUAAAAGAAAAGACAAUGGAAGGCGGACCAGAGAGCAUUGAUCUGCAGAGUGGACAAAAAAUGGUGGAGCAAGGUGGUUGGCUGGAGGAUAACAGAGGAGACUGGGCGGCCAUCUUGGAUUCCCAGACGUGUGCAGCCAAUGGCCAAGCGGAGGUCAUUGGAUGGGACAGUGUCCUCAUCCCUGGGCUAGGGAACAACACUGUUAACCAUAAUCAGAUACAGACAGCCGAAAGCAAAGCAACAUCCAAACUUAGUCUCUAUGACAACAGACUGGCUGAGACCAGGGCGAGGUGUAGAUUUGGUCUGCAGGGUCGGGGAGGUGUCCGUAUGCGGCUGGAGAGAACAGACACAGACUCGGCUAUCGACGCUCCGUCCUGCUCCUAUAGUUGUGAUUCAGAGAGACUGAUGGUACCUCAGGUUAACCCCCUAACAGGUGCUGCCUUCAGCCUGCCUUCUAUAGGAUCUAUCAACUGGAACAUGGACCCUGUGACAACACAGACUCUCCCUGGCCUUCGUCCUCCUCACACUCUCCUAAUGUUAAACCAGACCUCGGACAAUGCCAGUGCCUCAACACUAAAUGGCUACACAAGCCCGAUGACUAAUGACAGUAGUAGUAAUGCUAUCAGUAGAUACGGUGGCAAAGAGAAGCACUACCCGUGUUCAUUCUGUGGGAAAGCCUUCAGUUUCCCCAAACAGGUGGAGAUCCACAAGAGGAUACACACAGGAGAGAAACCAUUCAGCUGCCACCUUUGCCAGGCCAGUUUUUCACACUCAUCCAGUCUGAAGAGGCACCAGAGGAUGCACACAGGGGAGAAACCAUUCAGCUGCCACCUGUGCCGGGCCAGUUUUUCCCACUCAUUCAACCUGAAGAGGCACCAAAAGGUCCACACAGGGGAGAAACCAUACAGCUGUACCCAGUGUGAGAAGAGGUUCUCCCGCCAGCAGCGGCUGAAGAUGCACCUGAAGGUCCACACAGGAGAGAGUACGUUUGCCUGUACGCAGUGCGGGAAGAGGUUCUCAGAGAGGAGCUGCCUCAGGAUACACCAGCAGAAAAUGCACACGGCCCAUGUAUAGAGUAUAGUGACAUCAUAAUCUAACUGAGCAGCAGCAGUUAGGGAGAGCUCCUUGUAAAAUGUUAUUCUUUUUGUUAAAUUAUUUUGUAUUUAGUGAACAGUUUGGUUGUUUCAAUGCAGUGCUGUGUUCUCCACAUCUGGAUAUGUUAGUAGAUGUUUUUCCUUUGAGCAGAUUGUUUGUUUUUGAGAGAAUGAUCAACCUGGCUCUAAAGACUAGAUAGUCUACUAAGUCACCUUGAUCAUCUGGCAAGAAUGCAACAAGGGCAAGAUUGAGGGACUAGGGCAUCAGGACAAGAGAAGAUAGAGGAGAAAUAGAGGAUAAAACCAACAGAAAAAAUAAAUUGAUUUGGAGGAUUUCUAAAGGAAAGACAGUACAAGACAUUAGAAAGUCAACCAACAAACAAAAACACACAAAAGAGAGGUAGGAUUGUUCUGGACAAUGUAAUUGGUGUGUACAGUGUUAAUUACACAACUAAUAGCAUUAUAUUUUCAUUAUAAAUAGUGCAUUAUUUAAAACCGUUACAUGCAUGUCAGUGGAGGCUGGUGGGAGGAGCUAUAGAAGGACAGGCUCAUUGUCAUGGCUGGAAUGGAAUAUAUGGAACGGUAUCAAACAUAUGGAAAUCAUGUUAGACUCCGUUCCUUUUAUUCCAUUCCAGCCAUUACAAUGAGUUGGUCCUCCUAUACCUCCUCCCGCCAGCCUCCACUGACAUGCAUCAAUACUCAAAUUCUAAAAAUAACAAUGGCAACAGAAGCAGAAGCUUGGCAUAUUCCAUUUGAUCUACUAGCAGAAAAAAACUCUGAACAUUAUUAACCGCAUCACAUACUAAAAUUGCUGAGGGAAAAUCCAGAGACAUUGUUGGCUGAUUACACCCUAAUUGGAGACUCUGUUCACAACGUUGACAUCAACUAACCGCUCUCCCACACCAUCUGCCCGGUACAGUUGAAACCAGAAUUUAUCCAUGAAGAGCACACUUCUCCUGGGUGCCAGUGGCCAAUCGAAGGUGAGCAUUUGCCAACUGAAGUCGGUUAAGAGGCCGAACUGCAGUCAGGUCAAGACCCUGGUGAGGAUGACGUGCAUGCAGAUGAGCUUCCCUGAGACGUUUUCUGACAAUUUGUGCAGAAAUGUUUCAGUUGUGCAAACCCACAGUUUAAUCAGCUGUCCAGGUGGCUGGUCUCAGACCAUCCCGCAGGUGAAGCAGCCGGAUGUGGCUCGUGUGUUUACACGUGGUCUGCGAGUCGUGAGGGAAGUUGGACGUACUGCCUAAUUCUUUAAAAACGACGUAGGCAGGUUUUUGGUAGAGAAACGAACAGUCAAUUCUCCGGCAACAGCUCUGGUGGACAUUCCUGCAGUCAGCAUGCCAAUUGCAAGCUCCCUGUAAAACUUGAGACAUUGGUGGCAUUGUGUUGUGUGAGAUGCCUUUUAUUGUCCCACGCACAAGGUUCUUGAUAUGCCAUGGCAAAGGAGAAAUGCUCACUAACAGGGAUGUAAACACAUUUUUGCACAACAUUUGAGAGAAAUAAACUUUUUGUGCCUAUGUAACAUUUCUGGGAUCUUUUAUUCCAGCUCAUGAGAAAUGGGAGCAACAAUUUACAAUUGCGUUUAUAUUUUUUGUCAGUAUAUUCUUUAAAAAACAAGUUACCUACUGACCUUCAGCAUGCAUAUAGGGAAAGGCAUUAAACUUACUACAAUGACUCAGAUGACUCAGAUUACUGAUGUUUGGCUAAAAUAAAUGGA